Messenger RNA from Toxorhynchites rutilus septentrionalis, 1097 nucleotides. RefSeq names its product glyoxalase domain-containing protein 4-like. The coding region runs from base 179 to 1036 and encodes 285 amino acids. The transcript is spliced from 3 exons. The record is from RefSeq and is a predicted model, not a curated record. Lineage: Eukaryota; Metazoa; Arthropoda; Insecta; Diptera; Culicidae.
AAUCACUGCACUCGAUUCCGUUAGUUUGCAUGUCGGCAUUCCUAUUGGAAGGUUUGAUAUCUCAUCUUCUCCGUGUAAUUAUUCUUAUUAUUUACACACUUGUGAAAAGCACUUCAGCUACUAUCGUAUAUAAACAUUAACCAACUGGGAGAACGGUCAACAGUUGCUCGUCUACGCAAUGAUUUCGGCUCGAGCUCUCCAUUAUGUUUUCAAAAUCGGAAAUCGUGCCAAAAAUGCGCACUUUUUCCGGGAAAUCCUCGGAAUGAAGGUUCUAAGGCACGAGGAAUUUACCCAAGGUUGUGAUGCCGCCUGCAAUGGCCCUUACGACAACCGAUGGAGCAAAACAAUGAUUGGAUAUGGACCGGAAUCGACGCAUUUUGUGAUCGAGCUGACGUACAAUUACGGCGUGAAGGAAUACACUCUGGGAAAUGAUUUCGGCGGAAUGACAAUCAAAUCGGCGGAUGUGGUUGAACGCGCCUCCAAGAGCAACUAUCCCAUGGAACGUGAUGGUGACCGGUAUGUGCUGACGUCCCCCGAUGGGUACAAAGUUUUCGUUAUCAACGAGAAGCACGGGGAAAACGAAGAUCCCGUAAAGAAAGUCACUUUGAAUAUUACCGAUUUGGAGCGUUCCGUCAAAUACUGGCAAAAUGCGCUUCAAAUGAAGCGUUUGGGAGCUGACGAGAGGUCAGUCCAGUUGACCUACAAAGAGGGCGGAUUUGUUCUGGAAUUAAACAAGAUUGCCGAUCCUUUGGAUCGGGCCAAGGCAUACGGUAGAAUUGCUUUUGCUGUCCCGCUCGAAGUGCAACCGAAGAUAGAUGAAACCAUCAAGAGUACCAACAAUACCAUUCUUACGCCGUUGAUCUCACUGGAUACUCCCGGGAAAGCCACUGUCCGUGUGAUUAUUUUGGCCGAUCCGGAUGGUCAUGAGAUUUGCUUCGUCGACGAGGAAGGUUUCACCGAGCUUUCCCAGGUGGAUCUGGCAAGCGAUGGUGAGCUGAACAAGUAUAUCAAGAAGGAUCCAUUCCAGGAACAAUAGUGUUCCGAAAUUUGUGUUACUUAAACGAAAGGCAAAUAAAAGCACUUGUGAUUGUUUAAAA